UGCGUCUGACGUCAGCACGCAAAGACCCAAACCCGAGACUGAAGCUGUAAACAAUAAAACCCAGCCCGUCCGUCAUCCAUGCACUAAACAUGCAUCUGUCCGCGGUGUCGGUGCUGUUAUCGGUGCUGUUGUGCCUCUUGUGUGGCGGAUCCGCGCGAGGUUAUUACAGCAACCCCUUAAACAAGUACAUUCGGCACUAUGAGGGUCUAUCGUACGACACUGAUGAAGUUCAUGAAGCUCACCAGAGAGCCAAACGAGCUCUGAGCCAUCACGAGAGCUUCUUACAUCUGCAGUUUCACUCUCACGGCAGACAUUUUAACCUGCGGAUGAAGAGAGACACCAGGAUGUUUUCUGAGGACUUUAAGUUGGAGAUGUCUGGACAGGAGAUGGAUUAUGACACCUCUCAUAUCUACACCGGUGAAAUCUAUGGUGAACAGGGCACUCUGAGCCACGGCUCUGUCGUAGACGGGAGGUUCGAUGGCUUCGUUCAGACCCAUCGUGGGACGUAUUACAUUGAACCAGCUGAACGAUACCUGGAGGACAAAAACGUUCCCUUCCAUUCGGUCAUCUACCACGAGGACGACAUUCAUUAUCCUCAUAAAUACGGUCCAGAAGGUGGCUGUGCGGAUUCAUCCGUGUUCGAUCGAAUGAAGAAAUAUCAGACGUCUGCCGUGGAUGAACCAGCGAAGGAGGUGAACGUAAAGAAAACGUCAGUAAAUGAUCCUGUUGUGCUGAGGAGGAAGAGGAUGACUCAGGUGGAGAAGAACACAUGUCAGCUCUUCAUCCAGACAGAUCAUCUGUUCUUCAAAUACUAUAAGACCCGAGAGGCCGUCAUUGCUCAGAUCUCCAGUCAUGUGAAGGCCAUCGAUGCCAUCUACCAGGGCACAGAUUUCAUGGGCAUCCGCAACAUCAGCUUCAUGGUCAAGAGAAUACGGAUAAACACCACCAAUGACGAGCGAGAACGUUCAAACCCGUUUCGCUUCGCCAAUAUCGGUGUGGAGAAGUUUCUGGAGCUGAACUCAGAACAGAAUCACGAUGAUUACUGCCUGGCCUACGUCUUCACGGACAGAGACUUUGAUGAUGGCGUGUUGGGUCUGGCCUGGGUCGGGGCACCAGCGGGCAGUUCUGGUGGAAUCUGUGAGAAGAGUAAAUUAUAUUCUGAUGGUAAGAAGAAGUCUUUAAAUACUGGAAUCAUCACGGUACAGAACUACGCCUCUCACGUGCCUCCUAAAGUCUCUCAUAUAACAUUCGCUCAUGAGGUCGGACACAACUUUGGGUCGCCGCAUGACUCCGGGUCAGAGUGCACUCCGGGCGAGUCAAAAAGCCAGGACAAGAAAGAAAGAGGAAAUUACAUCAUGUAUGCCAGAGCGACAUCAGGAGACAAGCUGAAUAACAACAAGUUCUCGGUGUGCAGCAUCAAAAACAUCAGCCAGGUGUUGGAGAAGAAGCGAGGAAGCUGUUUUGUGGAAUCUGGGCAGCCGAUCUGUGGAAACGGUCUGGUCGAGCCCGGUGAGGAAUGCGACUGCGGCUACAGCGACCAAUGCAAAGACGAUUGCUGCUACGACGCCAAUCAGCCAGACAACAAGAAAUGCAAACUGAAACCCAACCGAGUGUGCAGCCCCAGUCAGGGUCCCUGCUGCACACCCCAAUGUUCCUACAAGAGCCGCAAUGAGAAGUGUCGAGAGGAAUCCGAGUGCGCUCAUCAGGGAAUGUGUAACGGUGCGUCGGCCCAAUGUCCCACCUCAGAGCCCAAAGCCAACUUCACCGCCUGUCACGGAGACACACAAGUCUGUCUGAACGGGGGCUGUUCAGGCUCGAUCUGUGAGAAGUACGGUCUGGAGGUCUGCACCUGCGCCAGUGUGGACGGCAAAGAUGAAACCGAACUCUGUCACGUUUGCUGCAUGGAGAAAAUGAGCCCGAGCACAUGCAGCAGUACCGGCUCCGAGCGUCUGGCCCGUUUCUUUAAUAAGAAAGUGACGACCCUGCAGGCCGGUUCGCCCUGCAACGACUUCAAAGGUUACUGCGACGUGUUUAUGAAGUGUCGUCUGGUGGACGCCGACGGUCCUCUGGCACGACUCAAGAAAGCCAUCUUUAACCCGGAGCUCUACGAGAACAUCGCCGAGUGGAUAGUGGCUCAUUGGUGGGCAGUCUUACUCAUGGGCAUUGCACUCAUCAUGCUUAUGGCGGGAUUCAUCAAAAUCUGCAGCGUUCACACACCGAGCAGCAACCCUAAACUCCCACCUCCAAAACCACUGCCAGGUACCCUGAAGAGACGACGAGCUCAACAGCACGCCAACCAACAGCAGCAACUUCAUCAACACCAGAACCAACAUCCUCACGCUCACCAGAACCAGCGACAGGCUCCACGUCAAGCCCAGCGCCAACCCCAGCCGCAACGUCACCACCGCCAGCCCCGUGAUAACUACCAGAUGGGUCAGAUGAGACGCUGAGACCCACGAGCGCCCCCACAGUGCCUGACAUCCGUGGUACUGCAGUCGCCCGAAGCCUCUGGUCCACAGUCACACUGGAGAAACACAUCUGACCUUCUGCAGGGCCAGGACUUUAUCUCAACUUUUAGAGAAGAGCGUUCAUUUGUUCGUUCCUAAUCCUAGACUAUAAGGAGGAGGAGAUUGUUUUGAUUGACAUACACACACAUAUAUACAGACAGAUCUCUGAUGGUUUUAGAUGUAGAUUCUCUCAGACUGACAGUGGAGCAGUGAGCUUUACUCCAAAGAAUCAAAACCGGCUCAGAAACCAGUCCACCCCUUCUGAUCUUCACAAUAAACAUACAAAUAAUCUUUCUUUUAAAGUCAUGCACUAAACUGGAGCGGUUUACAUCCAUAAUGCUUCCACCCUUCAGAGCCCGAUCCAGCCGUCUGGAGUUUUCUCUUUGGAGUGAAAAGAAAUGAACUUCACCGUUCGCGCACACACUUCCCAGCUCGCUUUGGGAAACACCGAACAAGCUCCGUUAGGUUUUUAUUUGGUCUUUUUUCUCUGCAGUACUCGAGUGGGGUAUUAUUUGUAGAUAGAGCCACUUCUGUAGUUUUUCUUCGGUUCUCUUUUCUUUUUCAGACUCUUGCUUUGAUACAGAAAUAUGUUUUUAGCAGCGUCCAUCCUCAGAAGGAAUGUCAGAGCUUCGGUCAGACGUCGUCGGAAAAGGACUUUUAUUUUGUAUGACCGGAAACGUCAAGCCUUUCCUUUUUCAGCGCGCAGAAGCCGACGCGUCCGUACGAAUUUCGCAGCUGUAUAGAGAAACGAUACGAGUUGUAUUAUAUGUGAGAACAAAUUAUUUCUUCUACUGUCGAUAAAGAGAUUUUACCGUUACAGUUUUGUUGAAAACACUCAGGACGAUCGAGGAGAAACGGAUCAUUCGGAGCUGUCUUUCAUCAUUCCACGCGACGGAUUUUAGCGUUUACAUUUUUCAUCUCAUGUUUUUGUUUGUUGACAUGUUUACAAUGUUUUGUUGCUGUUCUCGUUGUGUAUAGGUACACUGCACCUCCAGAUGACAUUGUGAAACAAAUUGACUGUUUACUGCCUACCUGAAUGAAGAAUGUGCACGGCACACACACACACACACACACACACGUGACACUAAUAAAUGUAUUGGUUUAUGAAGGGUACUUGUUUAUAGAGCAGAAGAUCUCGACUGAAGUCUUAAUAUCUGUACUGAUGAUGAUUUACCUGAAGGGUUACUGCUCCAGAUCUCCUCAUCAGUUUAAAUCCGAAGGACACACGGACAAAAGCUCUUUUAUAUUUGCGAGGAGCUAAGGGUGAAUUUAUACCCCUGAUCUCUGUAUUUAUUUGAAAUGAAAGCAUUAUUGAAGUGAUGAUGAGCCGUUAGCAUGACAAUUUACUUUCCAGUCUCUGCUAGUGUCUUUGAAGGCCCAUUUAAAGCAUCAUGUAACUGAAGUGUCCCUGUAGUAAUGAUUCCCGCCUGAGAAGUACAGUGACAGUGUUAUAUAAACACAAAGUUUCCUCAUGACCUCAGACUCACUGAGAACCAUGAGAGGAGCUCAUCCAGAGCAAUCGGACCUCAGGGUCGGCCAGGAGUUUAUCAGCUCCGCUCCUGGACCUCCACAGUCCUGCGACUCUCCAACCUUUAUCAGUCUGUGAAUCCAGAUCUUCUGUGUUUGGAGAGAAAGUCAGGAUGGUGGCCCUCCAGGAGAAGGAUUGAAAACUUCAGGGUCAGACAACACAUUUGACUUUGACCUCAGUGAGUUAUAGCAUCAAUGUUCUCCAGUUUCUGAAAUGUUUGAAAAGAUUCUUCUCAGUCAGCUGACACGCAUUAAACCGUCUGUCUGUCCAGUCAUCACGGCCUGCCCGUUUGAGGUGAAUAAUAACAACGCAGCGUUUGUGAUGUUUUCAAACAUUCGUCAGAUGGAGGAGUAACUUUUAGGAACGUCAUCAUGGUUACGUGUCGCAGCUCCGACAGACGUUAGUUUUCUGCUCGUCCAUCUUCAUCUCAAACAGACUGUCCUCUUCUCUUGUAAACUAUGUACAGUAACUGGAGAUUAUCUGUUAUAUUUGAAGAUAAAUUUUGAUACUUUUUGUUUGCCUCUUAAAAAAUAAACAAGUGUGUGAAAUCCAGACCGACCACACGGAGAGACGUUCCCUCCGAGAUCUAGAAGUGUGCGUCAGGAUGAACUUUUGUGCACAUGAAGGUUUUUAUUUUCUAUACUGCCAUUUAAGAUGAGAAACAUCAGGAGAAAUGUGAAGUGGUGGUGGUCUGGACUGAAUAGAGGAGAUUGAAUAUUUGCCUGUAUUUGACUUUUAUCUUUUUUUUUCAUAGUCUUGGUGAAACAUUAUAGAGGAACGUGCACUGAAAACGUCUUAAUUGAGUCAAAAUGUCGUAGGUGAAAAUAGGCUGAUCACUAAAGUUUAAAACGAAUGAAAAACAUAAACCGAUGAUUAAUUAAUUCUGCUGUCUGUAAAUGUUCACUGUGUUUUAUACAGUAACUUCAGUUUCGUUCACUUUGAACAUUUCUACGUAACAUUUUUUCGGAACGUAUUGUGCGAAGAGAUGUCAUUUUUUUGGAGUACUUGAAAUGCAUUAAUAAAAAGACCCGGUUGAUUGGC
Molecule: messenger RNA, 5076 nt
Organism: Misgurnus anguillicaudatus (oriental weatherfish)
Lineage: Eukaryota; Metazoa; Chordata; Actinopteri; Cypriniformes; Cobitidae
Product: disintegrin and metalloproteinase domain-containing protein 10
Biological process (GO): Notch signaling pathway; membrane protein ectodomain proteolysis
Cellular component (GO): plasma membrane; synaptic membrane
Molecular function (GO): metalloendopeptidase activity involved in amyloid precursor protein catabolic process
Source: RefSeq, a predicted model, not a curated record